CUUUCCCAGUAUGCUCUCUCUCAGAGACGGGAAUGGCGGAAUAUGGCAGCAUUCUCACCCCGGCGGCGCUCGGCCUGAACGCCGGACAUUCGCCCGGACCCAAAGUAGAAGCUUUCGCGGACGCGCUGCAGAGGGCGCGGCAGAUUGCUGCUAAAAUAGAUGCUGGUUCACAUCUGAACAAUUCUACUCCUGUGGUAGAUCCUGCAGUCUACGGCUAUGGGACUCAGAAACGGACACUCGAUGAUGGGGUAGUGAACCAGCUUGGGGGAAUGGUGCAUCAAAGGACUAUAAUGUCUGAAGAGUACAAAGUGCCUGAUAAAAUGGUUGGAUUUAUAAUUGGCAGAGGAGGAGAACAGAUAUCUCGGAUACAGAUGGAAUCUGGCUGCAAAAUUCAGAUUGCACCUGAUAGUGGAGGUCUCCCAGAACGGUCCUGCACGUUGACAGGUUCGCCAGAGAGCAUAGAAGAAGCAAAAAGACUCCUAGGGCAGAUUGUGGAUCGGUGUCGGAAUGGACCUGGCUUUCACAAUGAUAUUGAUAGUUCCAAUAGCGCUAUACAGGAAAUCCAAAUCCCGGCCAGCAAAGUUGGGCUUGUCAUUGGCAAAGGAGGGGAAACCAUUAAACAACUGCAGGAGAGAACUGGUGUAAAAAUGAUAAUGAUUCAGGAUGGACCACUCCCCACAGGUGCUGACAAACCACUGAGGAUUACAGGAGAUCCUUACAAAGUACAGCAAGCGAAAGAGAUGGUCAUGGAAAUAAUCAGAGAUAAAGAUCAAGGUGAUUUCAGGCGGAAUGAAUAUGGUUCCAGAAUUGGAGGAAAUAGUAUAGAUGUUGCUGUACCUAGGUUUGCUGUUGGUAUUGUAAUAGGAAGAAAUGGUGAAAUGAUAAAAAAGAUUCAAAAUGACGCUGGUGUUAGAAUUCAGUUUAAACCAGAUGAUGGUAUAAUGACAGACAGAAUUGCUCAGGUGAUGGGACCUCCAGAUAGGUGUCAACAUGCUUCUCAUAUGAUUAAUGAACUUAUUCAUACUGCGCAGGAAAGAGAUGGUCAGUCUGGAUUUGGCGGUCCUGGAAGAGGACGGGGUAGGGGUCGUAGUGACUGGAAUAUGGGACCUCCAGGUGGCAUGCAGGAGAUAACAUAUACAAUACCCGCUGAUAAAUGUGGCUUAGUUAUUGGAAGAGGGGGAGAGACGAUCAAAAGCAUCAACCAGCAAACAGGAGCACAUGUAGAACUACAGAGAAAUCCACCACCAAAUUCUGAUCCUAAUAUUCGAAUAUUCAUUAUCCGUGGAGCUCUACAACAGAUUGAGCAUGCUCGACAGUUAAUAGAAGAAAAAAUCAAUGGGGGUCCAGGACCUGGUGGCCCUGGAGGGUUUAACACAAGCCCUUAUAGUCAAGGACCACCUGGACACCAUCAAAAUGGCCCACCACAAGCUUUUAUGACACAGGGAUGGGGAAGUACGUACCAACCUUGGCAGCAACAAGGACAGCAGGAUCCAAGUAAAGCUGCACAGCAUUUGGGUACAGCAGCCUGGUCAGCUUACAUCUCCCAGUUUUACCAGCAGCCUAACCAACAACAGCAACCAACAAUGGGGCAAAACUCGCAACAAAAUUCAGAUCAGAAUGGUGGCCAAACUGGUCAGAUGGAUUAUUCCAAAGCCUGGGAGGAUUACUACAAAAUACUUGUGGCACAUUGUGUUCUGAAGCUCUACCUGAUAGCAGAAGAAGGGCUUAUGCCCGCAACGCCGAUUCUCCUGUUCCUUGGAUGCUGCCUGACCUGCUGCGCUUUUCCAGCAACACAUUUUCAGCUCUACCUGAUAGCAGUCCAGUUCACCUAAUCUCUCCCUUCAUCCGUUUUCUUGUGAUCUUAAAU
Messenger RNA from Chiloscyllium plagiosum (whitespotted bambooshark), 1867 nucleotides. RefSeq names its product far upstream element (FUSE) binding protein 3 (gene fubp3). Gene Ontology annotation, molecular function: RNA binding. The record is from RefSeq and is a predicted model, not a curated record. Gene Ontology annotation, biological process: regulation of DNA-templated transcription. NCBI's taxonomy places the organism in Eukaryota, Metazoa, Chordata, Chondrichthyes, Orectolobiformes, Hemiscylliidae.